CAUAAUUUGGUUGUACUUGAUCUUUAAUGCAUUUGUAUUGUGAUUUUUACAAUGCCUCUUUGUGAUAUUGGAGAAAAUUAAAAUUUAAUAGAGGAUAAUUUUGAGGUGAGGGUAUGUCUAUGACUCUAUGGUGAUAACUUGCAAAAAAUGAUCUAAUCUCUUUCACAAGACAGUCGACCAUUUUCCAAUAAAAUGGUAUGCUUCUUCCACAAAGUUGCUUGUAUUUUCUUGGAAGAGUGGUCUACCGCUUCCACCGCUUAAGGCAAGCGGUCGAUUUGAUGACACUUACUUUCAGCUUAUACCCGCUUAUUUUCGGGGACUAAAACGAAACCCAAUUUGUCUUUUUAAUUUUGAUUAGUGCAACUAAUUGUUGGUAGGUGGAACAUAAUGAGGGUUAAGUUAUUAGUCAAUUUGACUUUGCAUGUAAUUAAGAGUGGGUGAUGAUUUUGUGUCUCUCACCAAACAUUGAUUGAGUUAUGAGUUGGGAUUUGGUUACAUACGGUCAAAUCGAGCAGAGCUGUCAGUAACUCUGCCCCAAUGGUUCCCGAGUUUUUAUUUCGGGCUUAUAAUACGGGCUCUAGCGACCUACUGGUUAAUGUUGGAUUGUGGGCUUUAUAAUACGGGCUCUCGUGACCUACCAACUAAUGUUGGAUUGUGGGUUUUAUAUACUAAAACAAUGUAAUUAUUUCCAUUCAUUACCCUUUACCUCCCGUUGUUACUUUUAUCGGACUGCUCAUCAAUGGACAUGAUUAAAGACAGGUUACUGGAUCACUCAUGGUAUAUUAAGUGUUUAAGUGGUUCGCUGAGAUUAAAUUUUUUCGUAAAUGUUAUUGUUUUCAUUGUUCACGCAUGUAGCUGCCAAAUCGAAUUCAUAGAAAAUUUCCUAUAUUCUCGCUACACCCAUAACUGCGGAUGAUCUCAACAAUGCCUUGAUUAGUUGCUAGAAACAGGGAAAAUCGUCUCUCUACCCCUCUGCAUCCAUCAACCAUCAUUCCUGAAAAAAGAUGGAGGAUGACAAAAAAUAGACAGAACACAAAAAGGAAACCAGAAAGAAGACAAGUAACAGACAAUAAACAGCAAAACCAAAAACAGAAUUAAGGGAGGGACUCCUACGGGAAAAGGAAGAAGGAAGAAAAGGGAGAAGAUUGAUACCCAUCAACCUUUUUCUCCCUUCUCUUCUCCCUUCCCUUCCCUCCUUUCAGCCCACCAUUUCCAAACAACAACGAAGGUGAAGAAUUUCCCACCAUUUCCAAAGAACAGAGAAGAUAAACAAGAACAUAGAGAUUGACAAACAAUACACAGACAAAAUGGGACCAAGCAAGUUACGACGAGCCGUUGGAGCGGUGAAGGAUCAGGCGAGCAUAAGCCUAGCCAAGGUGAACAACAGCAGCUCCCUCUCGGACCUGGAGGUCGCGAUCGUGAAGGCCACACGCCACGAGGAGUACCCAGCCGAGGAGCGACAUAUCAGGGAGAUCCUCAGCCUGACAUCCUACUCGCACUCCUACAUCAGCGCAUGCGUCAGCACGCUAUCGAGGCGGCUGAACAAGACCAAGAACUGGACCGUGGCCCUCAAGACGCUGAUGCUGAUCCAGCGACUUCUCAAUGAAGGUGACCCUGCCUACGAGCAGGAGAUCUUCUUCGCCACGCGGAGGGGCACGCGUAUCCUCAACCUCUCCGACUUCGUGGAUGCCAGGUCCGAGUCGUGGGACUACUCUGCAUUCGUGAGGACGUACGCGCUGUACCUGGACGAGAAGCUCGAGUUCAGGAUGCUCGGUAGGCGAGGAAAGAGGAGCGCCUUUGCGAUGGAGGAUGACGAGGAGGAGGUGGAGGAGGAAGGCAGUAGCCACCACCGCAGAAGAAGAGGCCGUGGUGGUAGUGCUGGUGGAAGCGGCGGCGGUGGUGGUGGUGGUGUCAAAGCCACGCCACUUCGUGAAGCUAAGAAUGAGAAACUGUUCUCCAGGGUUCAGCAUUUGCUGCAUUUGCUCGAGCGCUUCCUUGCUUGCCGCCCUACAGGUAAUGCAAGGCAUGACAGGGUUGUACAGGUGGCUCUGUACCCGAUUGUGAAAGAGAGCUUCAACUUGUACUACGACAUCACCGAUAUCCUAGCCGUGUUGAUCGAUCGCUUCAUGGACUUGGAUCUCCCGGAGGCAGUGAAGAUCUACGAGAUCUUCUGUCGCGUCGCCAAGCAGUUUGACGAGCUCGAAUCGUUCUACAGCUGGUGCAAGAACGCUGCCAUUGCUCGGACCUCAGAGUACCCUGAAAUCGAGCGCAUCUCGCACAAGAAACUCGAGCUCAUGGACGACUUCCUCCGCGACAAAUCCGUCCUGUCGCAAACGAGGAGAAGAGCCGACGCCGAAUCAGUGGAGGAUAACGAGGAGUUCAAGGAUGCUGAGGAGGCGGGCGAGGAAGACAUGAACGCCAUCAAGGCAUUGCCUGCUCCAGAGGAAAGUUAUGCUGCCCCUGUGGUGGAAGAGGUGAAGGAAGAAGAAGAGGUGAAGCAGGAGGUUGCUGUCCAACAAGAGGCUGAUCUGUUGAAUCUAGGACAGGAUGCAAUGUCGAGCGACGAUCAUGCGAAUCAGCUAGCUUUAGCUUUGUUUGAUGGGGCUCCUCCAGUCGCAGCCAACUCCACGAGUACUCCUGCCCUAACGUGGGAAGCAUUCAACGAUGAGGCUGACUGGGAAACUGCUCUGGUUCAAUCAGUAAGCAGUUUAGCUGUUCAGAGGCCUGCACUGCCGGGAGGCUUCGACAUGACAUUGCUCGAUGGGAUGUAUCAGCAAGGAGCAACUACGUCAGCAAUGUCUGGCGUGGCUAGCUACGGUACAGUAAGUGGAAGUGCUAGCAGUGUUGCUCUUGGCUCAGCUGGAAGACCUGCUAUGCUAGCAUUGCCUGCUCCUCCGACAUCAACGAUGAACACCUCCGGUGGGUUUUCAGACCCGUUUUCAGCCUCGAUUGCAGUGCCACCACCGCACUAUGUGCAAAUGUCGGAGAUGGAGAAGAAGCAGCACCUGUUGAUGGAGGAGCAACUGAUGUGGCAACAAUAUGCAGCAAAUGGUAUGCAAGGACACGUUGGGUAUGGAAGGGUACAGCACAAUACAUACAACAUGGGGGGAUACACACAUGGUUACUAAUCUUAACCAGUUUGUUUGAAU
Molecule: messenger RNA, 3149 nt
Organism: Linum trigynum
Lineage: Eukaryota; Viridiplantae; Streptophyta; Magnoliopsida; Malpighiales; Linaceae
Source: the annotation of a GenBank genome assembly